Messenger RNA from Arachis duranensis, 627 nucleotides. RefSeq lists its product as uncharacterized. The coding region runs from base 1 to 627 and encodes 208 amino acids. NCBI's taxonomy places the organism in Eukaryota, Viridiplantae, Streptophyta, Magnoliopsida, Fabales, Fabaceae. The transcript has a single exon. The record is from RefSeq and is a predicted model, not a curated record.
AUGCUGCUCUAUGCUAAGUUCUUAAAGGAACUCAAGACAAGGAAGAGAAAUUGGGGUGAGAAAGAAACAGUGAUACUUACUGAAGAGUGCGGUGCUAUAAUACAAAAGAAGCUCCCCCAGAAAUUGAAAGACCCUGAGAGUUUCCAAAUCCCCUAUGUCAUUGGGGAUAUGAACAUUGAGAAGGCACUAUGCGAUCUUGGAGUCAACAUAAACCUCAUGUCAUUGGCUUUGAUGAAAAGGAUGAGGAUAGAAGAGGCCAAACCAAAAAGAAUGGCACUUCAAUUGGCUGACAUAACCUUUAAAUUUCCUCAUAGUGUGGUGGAAGAUCUAUUGGUGAAAGUGAGGGAGUUCAUCUUCCCAGCUGAUUUUGUUGUGCUUCAUAUGGAGGAAGAAAUCAACACAUCAAUCAUCCUAGGAAGGCCAUUCCUAGCUACGGCUGAAGCCAUAAUUGAUGUUCAAAAAGGGGAGUUAGUCUUGAGGUUACACGAAGAGAAGAUGGUCUUCAAUGUCUUCAAGGCAAUGAGCUACCCCAAGGAAUCCAUUGGUGAAUGCAUGAUGGUGGACACAAUUGAGACCCUAGUUCAAGGAGUCCUAGAGGAAGAACAAUGUAAAGAAAUUGAAGAAUAA